Molecule: messenger RNA, 1281 nt
Organism: Gastrolobium bilobum
Lineage: Eukaryota; Viridiplantae; Streptophyta; Magnoliopsida; Fabales; Fabaceae
Product: protein ASPARTIC PROTEASE IN GUARD CELL 1-like
Exons: 1
Coding region: 1-1281 (426 amino acids)
Biological process (GO): proteolysis
Molecular function (GO): aspartic-type endopeptidase activity
Source: RefSeq, a predicted model, not a curated record
AUGGAGAUUCUAUUAACAUUUUGGUAUGUAUUAUUAACAAUUCCUUUAUCCCAUUCUGCCUCUGCCUCAGCUCCUCCUUCAAUGCCCAUGAUUAGCAUCCCACUAUACCACAAGGGAAUGCUCAAUGAAACUGCUAUGGCCUCUGCAGGAGUUCAUUUCCACCCUCAAAUGGAAGCCGUAGCAGAUAUAUACCCUGCUGAUGAUGCCUAUGCAAUAUUCUUGGGGAUUGGUACACCAGUGCAAAUUGUACUAGUUAGAAUGGACACAGGGAGCCCCAUCACAUGGUCCCAAUGCGACCCUUGCAGCAACUGUUACCCCAUGCAGCGCCCUCCCUUUAAUACAAAGGCCUCAAGUACCUUCAGAGAACUUGGCUGUUAUUCUGACACAUGCUUGAUCCCAAUGAUGAGGAUCCUUUUUGGAAACUGCACAGAAUGGACAUGUAGAUACAAUGUGAAAUAUGGUAAGGAAUCUCGCUCCUUUGGUAUGAUGGUAACUGAUACACUUAACUUUGAGCAUUCAAAUACAGAGGUUAAUGACUUCAUCAUGGGGUGUGGAGAUUCUUAUGAGGGCCCAUUUAGGACACAGUUCUCAGGAGUUUUAGGUCUAGGACGUGGUCCACUUUCAGUUCAAAGUCAACUCCAUGCAAAGGCUUUUUCUUUUUGCCUUGUGAGUCCUGGAUCAGAUAAACCAUCCUCUCUAGAGUUUUAUGACACAACACCUUCAGAAGAUGAUCAACAUGGUGUUGGAAACAGUUCCAUUAUGGUUCCUUUGAGAGAGAACAGUAGAUACCCUUACUAUUACUUUGUGCAGUUUGUGGGUAUAAGCAUUAAUGGGUUUAUGCUAGAUAUUCAAUCUACAGUUUGGGGUUAUGGACUGAACUAUGAUGGUGGGGUUAUUAUAGAUACAGGAACAACGCUAACUUAUUUACCAAGUGAUGCGUAUAGUGUGUUCAGGUCAGAGAUACGCAGAACAGAUACCAACCUUACAAAGAAGACAGGACAACAGGGUUUAGAGUUUUGUUAUAAAGAUGAUCCAUCCAAUGUCUAUCCAACCAUUGAACUUUACUUCGAAAAUGGCGAUAUUUCGGGCGAAAAUUUUGUGUCUUUCAAGUUGAACAAUGACCAAAUGCUUUUUAGAACAGAAGAAGGCGCAGUUUGCCUGUCAUUUGCAGAACAAAAAAAUUCUGCCCUUACGGUCAUUGGUAGUAACCAACUCCAAGGAACACAAUUGACUUAUGAUCUAGUUAAUGAGAUCCUAGUCUUCUCAUAUAAUAAAUGUUAG